AUGGCAGCUCACCCCACCCUCACCAGCACAUACGGAGCGCGCGCCGGACUCCCCACCACCGGGCCUCUGGCUUCGUAUCUGCUGCGACUGAUGUCCAUCAAGCAGACAAAUCUGUGCUUGUCGGCCGACGUCGAGACUUCUGCCGAACUGAUGCAGCUCGCCGAAGACGUGGGUGACUCGAUCUGCCUGCUCAAGACCCACUGCGACAUCGUCACCGACUGGACCGACCGGACGGCCGCCGCGCUAAGGGAAAUCGCCAAGAGGAAGUCCUUCCUCAUCUUCGAGGACCGCAAGUUUGCCGAUAUUGGUGAAACCGUGCAGAAACAAUACACCUCAGGCCACCACCGCAUCGCGCUCUGGGCUGAGAUCACCAACGCCCAUAUCAUCCCCGGUCCCGCCAUCGUCACCGCACUCGAAAAGGCCGCCGAAUCCACCAUCGCAAAGUACAAUACGGGCGUGCACACCGAGAUCUCCGCCGCUUAUCGCGCCAAGCUGAACGGCGCAGACGACGACGACGACGACGACGACGACGACGACGACGAGAAUGACGAGGUCCCACCCAUGGACGGCGCUCUCGAGUCGCCCAUGCUCAUGGACGACGGCGAGAGGCGCCUCAGUAUCAAGCCCACGGACAGGAAGCAGAGCGUCGUUAGCGUCAGCACUACCAUCUCUACACGCACCGAGAGCAUCUCGCCGAGACCAGAGGCACUCAAUGCCUUGGGCGAGACACUCGACCUCGAUACCGUCAAGCAGCUGGUCCGCCUGGGCGAACCGCCGUUUCUGCGCUCGCUCCUCCUGCUCGCCGAGAUGAGCUCCGCUGGACAUCUCAUGACCCCAGAGUACCGACAGGCUAGCGUUGACAUUGCGCGCUCUCACAGAGACUUUGUCAUGGGCUUUAUCGCGCAGCGAAGCUUGAACACCCAGCCAGAGGAUAACUUCAUCACCAUGACGCCUGGCUGCCAACUGCCGCCGCCAGGCCAGGAAGGCGCGAAGCUUGGAGACAGCCUUGGUCAACAGUACAACACGCCACGGAAACUCAUCUUCGAGUCGGGCUGCGACAUCAUCAUUGUUGGCCGCGGCAUCGUUCGUGCUUCUGACCGCAAGGCCGAAGCGCAACGAUACAGACAAGCCGGGUGGCAGGCCUACGAGGAGAGGAUGGGAAAGAGCCAAUAG
Ascochyta rabiei is the source of this 1173-nucleotide messenger RNA. Its product is annotated as orotidine 5'-phosphate decarboxylase. The coding region runs from base 1 to 1173 and encodes 390 amino acids. Gene Ontology annotation, molecular function: orotidine-5'-phosphate decarboxylase activity. Lineage: Eukaryota; Fungi; Ascomycota; Dothideomycetes; Pleosporales; Didymellaceae. Gene Ontology annotation, cellular component: cytosol. Gene Ontology annotation, biological process: 'de novo' UMP biosynthetic process; 'de novo' pyrimidine nucleobase biosynthetic process. The record is from RefSeq and is a predicted model, not a curated record. The transcript is spliced from 2 exons.